CGGGGUGCCGGCAGAAGAGUUUCAGAAAGAGGAGAAGGCGACGGAGGAGAUGGAGCAAGGUGAUGAUGAGGAGGAGGAGGAGCAGGGUGAUGAGGGGGUGCAGGCGGAAGAGUGGCAGGAGGUGGAGGAGGUGGAGGAGGAGGUGGAAGAGGAGGUGGAGGAGGAGGAGCAAAGUGGAGGUAAACAAAUGUGUGUGUGUGUGUGUAUAUGCAAGUCGCUAUGGGAAAAAGUGUCUGCUAAAUGGGAGGUCUACUUUGUCCACUCCAUGUAGAACUGUCUAUGAAGACUCCCGCCUUCGUCCGAAUGAAGAAGGUAUUUGACCCUCCUCUGGGGGAAGGCAGUACGGCUCCUCAACAAGGUCCUCCAGACACGCGGAAGGCUCCGGCCAAGCCCAGAAAGGUGAGGGCUAAGCAGGCGCAAGCCAGCCACCUCCCAAAGAGCUACCUGAUGAGCACCUUCAAGCACUUUGCCAAGACCAGGGUCGCGGCUGAUGUGUUUCCCGCCCUGGACAACAUAGUGGAUGCCUACUUUCAGCGAAUGGCGUUGGACUUGGAGACGUACGCGCAUCACGCCAAGAGGAAGACCAUCGAGGUCGCCGACGUGGAACUACUGCUGAGGAGGCAGGGCUAUGUUACAGACAAGGUUCCUGUGGAAGUCCUCAUUGAGAAAUAUCUUCCCAUGGAAUACAGAAGGAUGCUCAUCCCCAUAGCAACCAGCGGAAAUAUCGUCAUCCCUAAAAAAAAAUAACUAUUAUUUCUGAGUACCGGAUGACUUUAAAGAAAAUGACGAUCACAUAAGGAGAAAGAAUAUUUGCUUGGUGUUUCUAUUAUUGUUGUUCCUUCUCUUUGUAGCAUCGUUUUAUAUGUGCAAUAUUUCUCCUUUUUUUUUUAAUAAUAAAUUUAAAUAAAGAUUUGUUUGUAAAUUA
Gadus macrocephalus (Pacific cod) is the source of this 925-nucleotide messenger RNA. RefSeq names its product centromere protein T (gene cenpt). The transcript is spliced from 4 exons. Gene Ontology annotation, biological process: kinetochore assembly; chromosome segregation; mitotic cell cycle. NCBI's taxonomy places the organism in Eukaryota, Metazoa, Chordata, Actinopteri, Gadiformes, Gadidae. The record is from RefSeq and is a predicted model, not a curated record. The coding region runs from base 241 to 747 and encodes 168 amino acids. Gene Ontology annotation, molecular function: protein heterodimerization activity; DNA binding. Gene Ontology annotation, cellular component: kinetochore.